Molecule: messenger RNA, 1372 nt
Organism: Pelagomonas calceolata
Lineage: Eukaryota; Pelagophyceae; Pelagomonadales; Pelagomonadaceae
Source: the annotation of a GenBank genome assembly
CCUCUCCCUGGCAAAACGCGUGGGCAGCCACCAAGGGUGCACGACCGACGAGCGCAGGUAUCGUGCUCUCGAUAAGCCGCACGCGCGGCAUCGAUUUGACACCCUCGACGCCGUCGCGCCCAGCCACAACUCCUUGCGGGCAGCCUCACAGACAGCAUGGGCAACCGCCGCCGACCGCAGGGGGACACGCGCCGCCGCGCGCACGGCUGCACGCACCGCACGCACGGCGUCGACUUCGAAACCCGCGACGCCGUGUCGAUGCGCCGUCGGGGCCAGCCCAACGACGCCGGCGUCGCGUGGGUCGUAGCCACACCAGGACCCAAGCGCUUCUCCACGUCGCGCGGUCCUAAGCAAAGCCCGAUCCGCCAGCAGCACCAACAGUUGAAAGUUCCGAUGCCUUCUGACGUCCGAGCACUGAUCGAGCGGAAACACACGACCAUAACAGCGGUCCGGGGCGACCCGCGGCGGAUCGGCCGCGUGCUCGGCACGCCGGUGCCGACGGAGCGCCCCGCGACGGCGCCGGCGGGCCGGCGCCCCUACGAGGCACCAAGGUCGAGGCCGCAGUCGGCGCGGCCCUGGACGACGCGAGGCGGCCGCGCGCUCAUCGACGGCAAGCACACGACUGUGACUGCCGUGCGAUACCAACCUCGGUACAAACCGCCCCCCAUCUACUGUAGAGGAAGGGAAGUUACUAGAGACGAUGCUACGUAUCAUACGGCCAAGGAAAGGUUGAACCGCAGCUACUCGCGGCCGCAGACGGCGCCCGUGCGGCGGCGUAAUGGUGGCGUCGAUCACGUGAGAACGCACGCCCAGUCGCCCCUCUUCGACAUUCCUAAUACGAAACGGCCGCGCCCGCGUCAAAAGUUGACGAAGGAGGAGCGGCGUUUUAUGCUGGCGAACGGCUGGCCCGCGGCCGGCCCGAAGGACGCCGCGGUGACGCACUGGGGCGGCGACCACGCGAGUCGUGUCUUACCGUUUGCCGCGGGCUGCGGCUUCGAGGCGUACCCCGACGACGACGCGUCGUGGGAGUCGGAAACGGUCUUGGAGCGGCGCAGCCGCCUCAACGCCGCGCGCCAGACGCGCCUGAGCGACUUAUGCGCUGCUAUCACGCCGGAUAAGGACGACUCCCUCGAAGCAAGGCAAAGGCGCCUGUUCCAGAUCGACGUAAAAUCGCGUCCGAGGAGCGCGCCCCCCAAGAAGGACUACACGAUCUACGGCCCCGCGCUGCUCGACGUCUCUGACCGCCGAACCGGUGGCUCCUCGCCACAAGCCCCGACCCUUCCCCAGGAACACACAUUGGAAUAUCCUCUGCGAGUGGAUCUGCCUCCUCCAGACGAUAGAAUUUCGGUUAUUAUUUAAUAUUACUCUCUAG